AUGGAUACAUCAUUUGGAGAAGAGGAACGAUGGGCAGCAGCAAAUGCAGAGAAAAAUGCAGCAGAGGAGAUUGCAACAAUUGCAGAGGAGAAUGCAUUUGAAACAUUAUCUGAAUUUGAAGCCAUGGCUUAUGAAGGUUUUGAAGCCUUACGGGACGAUGAAGAAGCUCUCGUUCCUUUUAGGAUUGUUGAGCCUGGCAAGUGGGAGGCCUCCUGCGUCACCGACAACGACAUCCAGGAGCUGAAGCGCGCUGGCUAUCUGUCGGCCAAUGAAGUUCAUCACGCUCCAGAGAAGGGCCAAGUCAUCCCCACACCGAAGCAAGGCGAGAGGGUGGUGUUCAUCCCUAACUUCAUCUGGGGACUUGGCUUCCUGCUCCACCCCUUUCCUUGCCAUGCUCCCUUCCACUGUUUUCUCCGCCGUUCGUUCUCGUCUCUGCUCGCCUCGCUGCCGCCGCGCCAUCGGGGAACUUCGGUCUACCGUGGUGUCCGCGAAGGGACCUCCGGCAUCUUCUACGCCGAGAUUCGCUCUGACGACAUGCGCCUCGGCCUCGGCAUGUUCGACACCGUAGACGACGCCGUCCGCGCGUACGAUCCGGCGGCGUGGUGCCUCAACCGGCCUCGCAGGGACAUGGAUUUCCCCGAGGUGAUGACAAGGGAGUGGGCGCAGCGGCUCGCGCCUCCUCCGCGGGUUGUCAUCGAAGAGGACCGUCGCCAGAACCGGAGGUGGGACCGCCGCCUGGGCAUCGCUGAGAUGGACGAACAUGCCAUGGCGGCGUGGCGCCAAGAGUUCCUGCAUGACGUCCUCGACGAACGCGCAUUCUUCGCGCAAAGGAAGGCGGAGAGGAGGGCGAAGCGAGCCGCCUACCGUGAGGACAGGCGUACGCGGAAGCAAGCCGCACUCUUCAACAUGGAGCUCAAGGAAGCGUCGACUUGGUCCUCCGAUGAUGAUCGGUGGGCUAAGGACUUCAUCAGGAUGGAGGAGUUGGACACGAGCGCAUCGGAGGAAAACGACGAGGAGUAGUUUUUAUUAUUUUUUAUUAUGUAUGUUUUUAUCUACGAUGAACUAUCGAUGAGGAGUAGUUUUUAUUUAUGAACUAUAUAUGUGUUUGAUUUUCUUGGUUUUGUUUGGAGUGUAUAUAUUGUUUGUCUUGUUUGCGUGUACCCUUAGUUUGCAGCUUCUGCUAGUAUGGCUCCCGCGCGCUAUAGUUUUCAGCUGACGCUGAAGCCAGCGCUCGCCUGCGUGUAAAAAUCAAUUAUUUUAACGUUAUAAAGUGUUUUUUACGCGUGCAACGUGUUGAAGAUGCUCUAAUCUCUCGGUAACUCCAGAUCAAAACUUUGACAAAAGGUAUAAGCAAUGCACAAUAUCAUCACUUUGAGAAGUAUAUGCUUUCCAUAAAUUUAUGCAUUAUUUUGAAUUUAAGUUUGAAUAUAUGUGGUUUUGUAAGGACGCGCAUUCGUCCUUGGCCAAUCCAUGUCCCCGGACCUCCCUUGUUUGUCAAGAAAAGAAA
Molecule: messenger RNA, 1507 nt
Organism: Hordeum vulgare subsp. vulgare (domesticated barley)
Lineage: Eukaryota; Viridiplantae; Streptophyta; Magnoliopsida; Poales; Poaceae
Exons: 3
Coding region: 1-1020 (339 amino acids)
Biological process (GO): regulation of DNA-templated transcription
Molecular function (GO): DNA binding; DNA-binding transcription factor activity
Source: RefSeq, a predicted model, not a curated record